Larimichthys crocea (large yellow croaker) is the source of this 2500-nucleotide messenger RNA. RefSeq names its product wingless-type MMTV integration site family, member 11 (gene wnt11). The record is from RefSeq and is a predicted model, not a curated record. The transcript has 6 exons. Bases 518 to 1591 code for a protein of 357 amino acids. NCBI's taxonomy places the organism in Eukaryota, Metazoa, Chordata, Actinopteri, Sciaenidae. Gene Ontology annotation, cellular component: extracellular region. Gene Ontology annotation, molecular function: cytokine activity; frizzled binding. Gene Ontology annotation, biological process: cell fate commitment; neuron differentiation; multicellular organism development.
UCCGUGCAGCGUGAAGCUUUCUUAUGCUAAUGCUGGUCUGACAUCAGCAGUGAGAUCAAAGCAGGGCAGGGGUACUUUAGAGCCGAGUCUGCCCCCAUCCAGGCUCACUCACUCAGACCUCUCUGUGUCCCACUCACACACACACGCACACACACACACACACACACACCACACAUACACUUAGACUCACCGAUCCACACCAUGCGUACCUGUCCGGAGUUAUUCUACCACCACCCCAUGCUGGAUUUUACUCAUGCAUCUGGUUGAUACCGACGCAGAGACGCGCUCUGAAAGGAUAUUCCGACCUGCUUGAGAUUUGAUUUUUCUUCUUCUUCUUCCUUGUGUUGCUUGUUUCAACGUUGGAGAGCUAAAAAAAAAAAGCGAAGAAAAGAAAAAAUAAAAGGGUUUAUAGAGAAGGAGGCCGUGCCAUGAGAGCUUGACUUCUGAGUCUGAGCCAAGAAGUCCAACAGCCCCUUUUGUGUUUGUGUCCUGUUUGAACUGGAGCCACUGUCCAACCAUGAGGAGCAGCUCUCAUGUCCUGCCUCUUGGUGUGCUCACGGCUCUGCUGCUGUCUCAGGUCUGCUCUGGCAUCAAAUGGCUAGCGCUAUCACAUGCUCCUGCAUCUUUACACAUCAACCAGACCCAACACUGUAAGCUGCUGCCUGGCAUGGUGUCCUCCCAAGCUCAGCUAUGCCGUAGCAACUUGGAACUCAUGCAAACUAUUAUCCAAGCUGCUCGUGAAGUCAAGAAAACGUGCCAGAAGACCUUUGCAGAUAUGCGUUGGAACUGCUCCUCCAUUGACAUCCCCGGUGAUGCCCCGAAGUAUCGGCCAGACCUCGACCGAGGAACAAGGGAAGCUGCAUUUGUCUACGCCCUGUCGGCAGCGACCAUCAGCCACACCAUAGCUCGGGCGUGCACUUCUGGAGAUCUGCGUCUGUGCACGUGUGGUCCUAUUCCUGCUCAGAUCCUGGAGCCUGGCUAUCGUUGGGGCGGCUGCGCUGACAACCUGCACUACGGUUUGAUCAUGGGCUCCAAGUUCUCUGAUGCGCCCAUGAAGAUGAAGCGCGCAGGCUCGCACGCCAACAAACUGAUGCAUCUACACAACAGCGAAGUCGGGAGACAAGUAUUGAGAGAGGCGCUGGUGAUGAAGUGUAAAUGUCACGGUGUGUCCGGCUCCUGCUCCAUAAGGACCUGCUGGAGAGGCCUGCAAGACCUGAGGGAGAUCGCUAUGGACCUGAAGACCAAGUAUCUGUCUGCCACCAAAGUGGUUCACCGGCCCACGGGGACACGCAAGCAGCUGGUACCCAAAGACAUCGACAUCAGGCCGGUGAGGGAGAACGAGCUGGUCUAUCUGCAGAGCUCCCCAGACUUCUGUACCAGGAACGACAAACAGGGAUCUAUUGGCACACAGGACAGGCAGUGCAACAAAACCUCCGUCGGCAGUGACAGCUGUGACCUGAUGUGCUGCGGACGUGGCUACAACCCGUACACGGAGAAGCUGGUGGAGCGCUGCCACUGCAAGUACCACUGGUGCUGCUACGUGACCUGCAAGAAGUGCGAGCGGAUUGUGGAAAAAUACGUCUGCAAAUGAGUUUUUUGUGUGUGUGUGUGUGUGUGUGUGUGUGUGCUGACCGCCGACGGCCCCACCAGCAGCAGUCCUCUCCUACUUUUUGUACCCAGCCACCUCCGAAGGCUACAGAUUAACCAAAGCACUACAAUAUCAAGAAGGCUUACUUUUGUCUUAAGCUUUAGCAUGUGUAUCUCAAGGAGAAAUGGUCUAUUCUUGUGUCAGUAUCAUUUUUUGUAUCUCCAAACUGCCAAAUGGGCUCCUAAGCUUUUUUUUUUUUUUCGCUUCACAAACCUGGACGUGGAGAAGCGUGGGCGACAGCGCCGGUUUACGUGAAGACCGCCGUCCUCCUGGGUAUUUCCUUUUUCUUGUUAAUGAUUACAAAUCCCCCCCUAACAGGGAUAUUGAAAGUCUAUUUUAUUAUAUCUCUAGUAAAAAAUAAAAGAAGAAUAAUACUGAAUUUUAUGCUGGAGGAGAGGGACAGAGACUUUUGUUUGGCUUCAUUCCAUGGACAUCGAUGGAUCCACCUCUGAUGGUACUAUCAAAACUUUUUUUUUUUCCUCUGCAGCGAUGGACAAUAGAGGAAAAAACGGGAACACAAAGGGAAUUUCGAGUACUUUUCUUCAAUCAUAGAACAUUUUUUUGUGGUUGACGGGUUUUUUUUUUUGGACUCUCACUCGCGUGUCCUGUGUGGAUCUUCACAUACUGCCCUGCAUCCCUGUGGAUUGAGAGAGGAGGAACAUCAAGGACUUUGUAAAAUUGUGCAUUAUCUCCUUUAUGUCUGACAUGCAGUUCGAAAUAUAUUCUAUUUUUCAUGAGCGUAUGAGCUGAACUCAUGGAUUUUGUAAACCACUUUUGUGUGGAUGUACAUACUGUUAUUUUGUAUACUGAAAUAAAGAAAGAAGUAUUUAUAAAAUAAUUAAAUGAUCUUCA